AAUAACCACCUGGAAAUACACAUCAGAUCCCGAGUAUCUUGCUUGGCAUGCCACGUAGAUUCUUCAUUGGAGCAUAUAAAUACCCCUUAAGGGCCACGCCGAAAGGUAAUUGGAAACCAACCCUAAGCUCCUUUUAUCUCCGCUCCAAAGUUACAUCUGUAAAGGAAAGGUCUUCUCCUAUGUCAAGGAAAAUUGCAGCUCAAUGGGGAUUAGAAACUUUAUUUACAGCUAAGAUUUGAACAUACUUUAGUUUAGAAGUUAUUUCAUUCUUUGUACUGACAUUAGUAGCAGCCUUAAAAAGAGCUGGUUUGUAUAGAUUUUGGAAAUAAAUUCACAUUUUACCA
Molecule: messenger RNA, 344 nt
Organism: Rubroshorea leprosula
Lineage: Eukaryota; Viridiplantae; Streptophyta; Magnoliopsida; Malvales; Dipterocarpaceae
Source: the annotation of a GenBank genome assembly